Molecule: messenger RNA, 1347 nt
Organism: Leptosia nina
Lineage: Eukaryota; Metazoa; Arthropoda; Insecta; Lepidoptera; Pieridae
Source: the annotation of a GenBank genome assembly
AUGUUCGGUGUCCGCCACGUGCAGGUAAUAUUGUUAUUUUUGGCGAACCUUAUAAACCAUGCGUCGAAAAACAAUCUGAACGUUGCUUUACUAGCUAUGACGGACAAAAGUGUUGAAAAGCACUUCGACAUAGACCUAAAGUUUCAAAAUGCUCUACAGUCCUGUCUGUUUUGGGGCUACUUCGUGUCCAUACUACCCGCGGGCGAAUUGGUCACGCGAUUUGGGGGGAAGAAACUCCUCUUACUCGCGAUGUUUAUGAAUACAGUAGCUGCAUUAGUGAUACCAUUUUGCACAUAUAUUGGUCCCCAAGGAUGGAAGAUGAUAUUUGUUUGUCGGGUCAUUCAAGGAGUAUUCCAAGGCUUUGUGAUACCUUCUGUUUUAACAAUAAUAAGCAAGUGGGUGCCAGCACAGGAGAGAAGUCGCCUGGGAAGUCUCGCUUAUUCUGGAAUCCACCUCGGAAAUGGCUUUCAAAUCCUCACAUCGGGAUACCUAGCGGACUACUGGGGGUGGCCCUCCGUGUUCUACUUCCACGCAAUCCUCGGCUUCUCGUGGUUUAUUCUGUUUAGUGUCUUCGGUGCGGAGUCUCCUGCGCAGUCUAAAUUCAUCAGCGAGAAAGAACGCAGCUACAUACAGAAUUCUUUGGGAUUUAACGGGAAAACAAAGAAGCUUCGCACGCCAUGGCGCGUUCUGAUGACGUCACCGCCUUUUAUAGCUCUCGUCUUCGCGUUUUGUGGGUUUAAGUGGGGCUACCAUUCCCUUGUUGCUGAAAUCCCCACUUAUAUGAAUAAAGUGCACGGCGUCAAUUUACGUGAGAACGGCGCUUUGUCAGCGUUACCCUUCUUAGUGCUGUUUAUCAGCACGUACCCACUUGGUUAUAUAGCUGACUUCAUUCUAAAGAAGAAGUUGAUUGGCUUGACUCCGCUCAGAAAAAUCUUUACUACCCUUGGUUUCUUAGGCCCCGCUGCUUGGCUAAUAGCUGCUGCGCAAACGCAGCCAGGAGACAAAGUUUCUGCCAUCACUUUCCUUACACUGGCCAUAGCGAGUAUUGCGUGUAUCUACCCUGGAUUUAUGAUGAGCCCUUUAGACAUGGCGCCGAACUAUGCGGGCGCUAUGAAUGCUGUCUCAAAUAUUUUUGCCAACUUCAUGUCAAUAUUGGGUCCCAUUGCAGCUGGGCUGAUGCUGGGAGACGACGGGAGUAACAGAAGUAGAUGGCAAUUGGUGUUCUACGUGGCAGUUGCGAUGUAUGUAACGACCUGGGCCUUCUACCUCAUGUUUGCAGACUGCAAAAGACAACCCUGGAACGACCCUAAUUAUAAUAAGAAAUCGGUCGUAAUUAGUCAUCAGUAA